Messenger RNA from Kazachstania africana CBS 2517, 627 nucleotides. It is a transcript of the gene EFB1, whose product is annotated as translation elongation factor 1 subunit beta. The coding region runs from base 1 to 627 and encodes 208 amino acids. Gene Ontology annotation, biological process: translational elongation. The record is from RefSeq and is a predicted model, not a curated record. Gene Ontology annotation, molecular function: guanyl-nucleotide exchange factor activity; translation elongation factor activity. The transcript is spliced from 2 exons. Lineage: Eukaryota; Fungi; Ascomycota; Saccharomycetes; Saccharomycetales; Saccharomycetaceae. Gene Ontology annotation, cellular component: cytosol; eukaryotic translation elongation factor 1 complex.
AUGUCCUUUUCCGAUUUCUCCAAGGUUGAAACUUUACAAAAAUUAAACACUUUCUUAGCCGACAAGUCCUACGUUGAAGGUACUGCUGCCUCUCAAGCUGAUGUCGCUGUUUACAAGUCUUUCCAAAAGGCUUUCCCAGAAUUCUCUAGAUGGUUCAACCACGUUGCUUCCUUAGCUGACGAAUUCGAAACCUUACCAGCCGGUUCUGCUCCAGCUGCUGCUGAAGAAGAAGAAGAAGACGACGAAGACGUUGAUUUAUUCGGUUCUGACGAAGAAGAAGAUGCUGAAGCUGAAAAAUUAAAGGCUCAAAGAGUUGCUGAAUACCAAGCUAGAAAGGCUAACAAGCCAGCUAAGCCAGCCGCUAAAUCUAUUGUCACUUUAGAUGUUAAACCAUGGGAUGAUGAAACCGAUUUAGAAGAAAUGGUUGCCAACACUAAGGCCAUCGAAAUGGAAGGUUUAACCUGGGGUGCUCACCAAUUUAUUCCAAUUGGUUUCGGUAUCAAGAAAUUACAAAUCAACUGUGUUGUUGAAGAUGACAAGGUUUCUUUAGAUGACUUACAACAAGCUAUUGAAGACGAUGAAGACCACGUCCAAUCUACUGAUGUUGCUGCUAUGCAAAAAUUAUAA